This is a messenger RNA of Clupea harengus (Atlantic herring), 2525 nucleotides long. RefSeq lists its product as uncharacterized. Gene Ontology annotation, biological process: regulation of gene expression. The record is from RefSeq and is a predicted model, not a curated record. Gene Ontology annotation, cellular component: nucleus. Gene Ontology annotation, molecular function: protein binding; histone methyltransferase activity. Lineage: Eukaryota; Metazoa; Chordata; Actinopteri; Clupeiformes; Clupeidae.
UUUUUUUUUUUUUAUGAAGUGAGAUUUACCUUGAUUUAGUAGUCUACCUGACGUUUUGCAGAUUUGCGAAUUACGGUGGAUUAGUUAUUUAAUAAAACAAACCUUUCACAAACAUUUCCUAGGUCAAAGGGCGAAAUGAGGUACGGGACUUUUACUUUGACAAUUCUAAAACCGGAAAUCUGAACAUACCAGCAUGUAGUAGGCGUGUCGUGUACACCCAUGUUUAUAGUUGUGUACUGCCGCGCUACAGCAGACAGACCUACUCGUGGGAAGACAUCCAAUGGUCUUUUGAGUGAUGAGUUCCCGGCGAAGAAUAAACAUGGAACCGGACGGACCCAGACUGGUUCCGCUGUCCGUUAAAAUGGAAGAGUCCACACCCGGUGUGUCUGUUCUCCUCCUCGUUAAAACAGAACCGGGUUCCACGCCGUCACUCGGCGCAGGGUGUGACGAUGGAACCCAAACAAACCAGCUGGCGGACUGCAGCAAGACAGAGGAAAUGCAUGGAGAGGUCAAACAAGAACCACCGUGGACUGAGGUCAAACAAGAACCACUGUGUGUUGAGGUCAAGCAAGAACCACUGUGUGUUGAGGUCAAACAAGAACCACCGUGGAGUGAUGGGGAACUUCAGAAUCAGGGUGUGUCAAAGAGAGAGUGGUUGAAACAGCAGAAAGACCAGUUGAACAGCCACAAGCGUGGAGGCAGCCUGCGCAAAAGACCUAGAGUGAGCUACGCAGAGGAAGAGGAGCCCAAAGAUGAAGAUCGCCUCUACUGUGAGGACUGUGAGUCUUUCUUUCUUGAUGAGUGUGGGGUCCAUGGUCCCCCUAACUUCAUCCCUGACACCCCAGCUCCUGUAGGGGUCCCAGACCGGGCCAGACUCACCCUGCCUCCCGGACUGGUGGUCAGAGAGUCCAACAUCCCAAACGCAGGUCUGGGGGUCUUCAACCAGGGCCAGACGGUGCCCAGAGGCGCACACUUUGGGCCCUAUGAGGGAGAGGUGACGGACAGGGACGAGGCCAUAGAGAGCGGAUACUCCUGGAUGAUAUACAAGAGCCGACAUGCAGAUGAGCACAUCGACGCAAAGAGAGAAACUCACUCCAACUGGAUGAGGUAUGUGAACUGCGCUUGUGACGGUGAGGAGCAGAACCUGGUGGCAUUUCAGUACAGAGGGGGGAUUGUGUAUCGCUGCUGUAAGCCCAUCGCCCCUGGAGAGGAGCUGCUGAUCUGGUAUGGAGAGGACUACGUCAGAGACCUGGGCAUCAGCUUCCACUGCCUGUGGGACAUCAAGAGUAGCGCCAAAGGAGAGAAGCCGUACCACUGCACUCAGUGUGGCAAGUGUUUCACUCAAAAGGGUACUCUCAAACUACACCAGCGCAUUCACACAGGAGAAAGGCCGUACCACUGCAUUCAGUGUGGCAUGAGUUUCACUCAAAAGGGUAGUCUCAAACUACACCAACGCCUUCACACAGGAGAGAGGCCAUUCCACUGCACUGAGUGUGGCGAGAGUUUCACUCGAGGGAGUGAUCUCAAACUACACCAGCGCAUUCACACAGGGGAGAUGCCGUUCCACUGCACGCAGUGUGGGAAGGAUUUUAAUUAUGUGGGAGAUCUUAAAAAGCAUCAGCGUAUUCACACAGGAGAGAAGCCGUACCACUGCACUCAGUGUGGCAAGACUUUUAAUCAAAAGGGAGAUCUUACACGACACCAGCGCAUUCACACUGGAGAGAGGCCGUACUACUGCACUCAGUGUGGGAAGGAUUUUAUUCAUGGGGGAGAUCUUAAAAAGCAUCAGCGUAUUCACACAGGAGAGAAGCCGUACCACUGCACUCAGUGUGGCAAGACUUUUAAUCAAGAAGGACAUCUAAAAAAACACAGGCACAGUCACACAGGAGAGAAGUCGCACCACUGCACUCAGUGUGGCAAGAGUUUCUCUCAAAAGGAUAGUCUCAAACUACACCAGCGCAUGCACACAGGAGAGAGGCCAUACAUCUGCACUGAGUGUGGCGAAACUUUCACUCGAGGGGAUCAUCUCAAACUACACCAGCGCAGUCACACAGGGGAGAAGCCGUACCACUGCACACAAUGUGGCAAAAGUUGCAGUCACUCCAGUGAUUUGAAGAAACAUGUACGCACUCACAAGAAAAAGAAACUUCAGUAACAGAUUGAGACAACAUGGACUGAAUUUGUAUAUUUGAAAACAGAUAUGUCGAAUAUUAUCUGCAUGUAUUUUCAGUGGAUUAUAGAGUUGGGUCAUUUUGUGUGAUCCAUUUUAUUGUUUUAUACUGAAAUCUCCAUCUGAUUUCAGCCAGGCUGUAGUAGUGGGGUGUAGUUUUCAAUCAACACCACCAGGGGUCAGUCAUAGGCAUUAGUCCGCAUUGACAAAGAGUGGUGAAGAAGACACUCAUCUGCCCUCAUCUCCUUAACUAGUGUGGAGAUUUGGGUUUUAAAAGACUGAAGGAUGAUGACUGUGGAUAGAAUACACAAUAUACAUAAUAUUAACACACAUAUACAUACACACAUACAUACAC